Oncorhynchus nerka (sockeye salmon) is the source of this 5406-nucleotide messenger RNA. RefSeq names its product prosaposin-like. The transcript has 20 exons. Lineage: Eukaryota; Metazoa; Chordata; Actinopteri; Salmoniformes; Salmonidae. Gene Ontology annotation, biological process: sphingolipid metabolic process. The record is from RefSeq and is a predicted model, not a curated record. Gene Ontology annotation, cellular component: lysosome. The coding region runs from base 2835 to 3719 and encodes 294 amino acids.
GUCGUCAUAUCAUUUCCAGAUCCCCACUAGCAGUAGUAGAUGUGUCUCGUGAAAAAAAAACAAUAGACGCUGAGCACGGUUUCAGGUUCCCAGUCGAUUUUCCAGACAGCCUUUCUUUGAACACGGGCUGACACGUACCCAACUGUUUACUUGUGUUGAAAAAACUCCCUAGGAAAAGGAGGUACCUUCUUCUGCUAGGUUGACAUCCCUGUCCAUAUAUCUAGUGUUUUUUUGUGGUUGCAUAACCGAGUUAAGUAUGGAGGCAGGGGCGUGCGACAAUGCUGCUGCAGAACAGGGGGACUCUUCUGGGAGUAGUGAUGAAGGGACCAUGGACAAGGACACGGCACCAACAGCAGAGAGGGUAAUGGAAAGUGAGAGCAGGAUGAAGCAUCUGUUUGGGUUUGAGAAGGAGGACCUGUCCUCCUGGCAUCACCUGGUGUAUCUCCUAAACUGCCCGACUGACCCUGCUUCUCUGGGCAUCUUCCACUUCCUGUUUGCAUGGAACAACCACUCUUACCUUUACGGCCUCAUUGGCUUCCAGCUGACAUUCAUGGGAUGCCAAUAGAUAUUGGUCAAUAGAUGGAUUACGUAAUCCUAAGAAAAACAAUGCCCAAGUGCCACUUUGGAACUGUACUCUUCUGAGGGUUCAGAUUUCCAUAGUACACUUCAUUGCUGGAAUCAAGAAAUUGGAUGCAGACUGGGUGGGGAAUAUUUCAUGUCAUACUUGGCACACCAUUGGCUUUUUUUACCCUUUCAGGAUGAUUCUGCCUAAUGAAACGGUGAGUCUACUGGUUGUCCACGGAGGUGGUCUUCGUCUGGAUCUGUCUGCCGGCUGUCUGCUGUUUUUUUUGGCAUUUUCUUUGUCAGUUACUUUCACUGUAUGAAUUCCCAACUCUUCAGCAUCGGUGAGAACCCAUUGAUUAAUUGUAUUUAGUUAUCGUAACGAAUGAUCAAAUAUUAUAAUUCAAAGUACAAAAUGAUAAUAAUGAUCCACUAUUUAAGUUAAUCUAUAAUCCCCUAUUGAUCACAUUGUCCUUUAUUUUAUCUCUAGGUAUGUUUGCCUACGCCAUGCUGGCCAUGAGUCCUGUCUUCUGCUACCCCGACUGGCCCAGGAACUUCUUUAGUCGCUUCCCAGAGUUCUUCAUGCCAGUGCUGCCACUCACAUCUCCUUCCCCACAGCCCAGCAUCUCCUGUGUUUACCCAGAGACCCAAAACACCUCUGCAGGAUCCAUUCUGCCCCCAUAGCCUUCAAAACACGGUUUAAACACAAGCUGGCAACUCUGUUCACCAUUCUGUACCUGGCUGAACAGUUCUUCCUGGCUUACUCUCACUUCAUCACACAGGUGUUCACUCAGAGUCGGCGGUGGAAGGACCAUGGGGACAUGCUGAAGCAGUAUGCCACCUGCCUGAGCCGCCACCUGCCUCACUACAACAUCUCUGACAUCUGGGUGUCCAUCAAUGAACGCUUCCAACAACGUUAGGAUCUUUGACCCCCAUGUGAACAUUGUGAAGGCAGACUGGUCACCAUUACGCCCAAAUCCAUGGCUCUGUUGGUGGACCUCUCUCCCUGGAGGACAAAGUUUCAGGAGAUAAGAGGACUCUUUGGACAACCAGACAAUCUUCAUCGCAGACUUCCCAGGUCUCCACCUAGAUAACUAUGUCAGUGAGGACCUGGGCAACACCAGUGUGCAGGUGCUGCAGGGCCUGCUGAAUGUUGAGAUAGUGGAUGAGAAGGAGAACUACACGUUCCAACCUGGAGAGCAGAAGCAGCUUCCUGCUGGGGCUGAGGAGCCGUCCUGCUACAUGUACAUCUACGGCAACACCACAGAGGCAGCGCUACAGAGGAACUUCACUAAGCUGUUUGAACUGCAGGAGUGGGUCCGCAACGGAACAGAAACAGAGCCCCUGCUUCCAGAGCUCCUGCCUCCAGAGCUCCAGCCACUCAUCACUGGAGACAACGAUGAGGGGUCAGAGGUCAAUGUGACGGAUCCCGUCGUCCGGCUGUUUCUACGCCGACAGUGACGAACUAAGGAAGUGAAGAAGCACAGGGAAGCCAACAUGUUCGAAAGGCUGAACCGGUUUACUGUGAAAGUACUACAUGCUGCGGCAAACAAAUAUUUGGCAAUCGAUUAGGAAUGCCUUGGAUCGCGAUCGACUGGUUGGUGACCACUGGCUUACAGGCUCUGGCGAGGGUUGUCACUGGGGAGGAAACACAAAACGCCUGGGACAAGCUGAACAAAUGGGACAGCUGCCAGGACUGUACCCAAAUAAUUGAACUCCUUACAGGCCUUCUCUCCAAUCCAGACAUUCAGGUGAAUAUAUCAGCAGAACACCCCUGAACCAUACAUUUAAUAAUUCAUAAAAACACCCAUAACCAUCAGAUCACUACUAUUUGCAUUAUGAUGUCCAUUCACCUGGUUCAGUUUUUGUUCCUGGUUGUCGAAGUAAGGUUGAGGAUAGAGUCUUGAGGUUUCUUUUGAGCAAACCAGAAGGAAACACAGACGUUCAGUUCCUGAUAUGGUUUUCACCUGUAACACCCCUAUAACGGCCAUCUCAAACCCUCAUUCUACACUAGAAGUGGUACAGUAUGUGUGCGUUUCUGUUCUGCACUGCUGUGGUAUUAGAGACACCCUGUUUUCUAUCUAAACAUGAAAAGAAACUACUAAGUAUUUUACUGUAGCUUUUGAUACUUUCUUUAAUACGUGUUAAUGAUUACAGAACACAAUAAAUAUACUUAAUGCAUCUCAAAGUGAUUUCAGGAUCUUUCUCAACCUCUGCCACUCCUCCAUCCCCAGACCAAGAUCAGGAGCGAGCUGGAGAAACUGUGUGACCACAUGCCAGGUCCUGCAGCACCUAAACUGUGCCGGGAGCAGGUGGAUAAGAAUCUCCCACUGUCCUUCGCCUUCUUGACCAGCUUCGCCAAACCAGCUAAGGUGUGCUCCGUGUUGGGACUGUGUGGCUCCCAGUCAGAGGGCCAGCAGCAUGACCUGCUGAACAAUCACAUUCAAGACACUCUGAAGUCAGCCAUGACAAUGGUGCAGUUCUCACCACAAUGUACGUUCUGCGUUUAUCUCAUCAAGAUACUGAAGAAUAUGCUGCCAAAAAUGGCUGUGAUUGAUAUGCUGGGGAAGGUGUGUGGCAUUCUGCCCUCAUCUUACAGAGAUCAGUGUGAGAACCUGAUAGAGAAGUAUGGUAAGAUGCUGAUGGACAUGCUCCUGAGCUACAUCAACCCUGAGGCCAUCUGCACCCUCAUUCAAAUCUGUCAUGGCAUGGAGACGCUUGUCAGUGAGAGUGCUCCUCUGUCUGACUGUGACUCCUGUCUGACCCUGGCGGUUUUGACUCAUCUACAGCUGGGCUCCAAUGCUUCAGAGCCCCAGACCGCCUCCUUCCUGGGCUCUGUCUGCCAGCUCCACCCCAAUGCCAUCCCCAAGUGUGACGGCUUCACCAAGCUCCAUGGCCACCAGCUUAAGGGGGUUCUGGGUAAACCAGAGUCUGCCCUUAAUGUGUGUGAGAGGGUGGGUCUGUGUGGGGGAGUGAGAGAGGACCCAUGCAUUCUGGGCACCAGCUACAGGUGCCGAGACCUCAAGACUGCCCUGGAAUGCGGGGUAAGGCCACCAAACAAACCGUUUUAUUUGACCUUUCUUUUAGCAGGAAGUCCCAUUGAGACUAAGGUCUCUUUUUCACUACAUACAUUACAAUAUAAAAUACAAAAAGUAUAGUACUGAUUUCGUAACAACAAAGUUGUUUAAAUCUUGCUAUACAAUUUGUCUCAUGCAGACAGUGUCCUUCUGCCAGAAGUUUUUGUGGAAGUAAGAACCGUCACCCAGCACCUACUCACAAAGUGGACGGUAAGUUGACAUACAAUAUUUGUUUCAGAAAACUGGUUUCUACACACAACUCUGGUAAAUGUGGGUCCACUCUCUUUUCAGACUGACAAUCCCAAGAUUUAGAGCCUGAAGCCUUUGCUACGAUGAAUGAUCCCAAAGCUUUCAACAUCAAAUUGUAAAAACUUGAUAUUUACUGUGUCAAUAUCAGAGAACAUGUCCUGCAGACAUGGACAUUGAUUGCACGGAGUAUUUUGCAAUGAUAUUUUAUAAAGCUCUUUUGUCCUUAUCUGCUGUACACACUCUAUGAACUCCACAAAGCAAGUCAAUGAAUUCCUAGGGCUGGGGAUUUGUCAAGAGAACACAAUCGAGAUAUUGAAACUAGACAUUCUUUAUAUUUGCUGUAAAGGUGGCCUAGAAAAGGUACUGGGGAAAUGAUAAAUUAAACUAGGGCUGGAGGUGUUGACACACCAACGAUAUGAAGAACUACUGACUUGCAACGUGUAUGCUUGCGAUUUUAGCUGUACAUGUAGUCAUAAAAUCCUUCUCAAAUAUAUUAGUGUUCAUGCCCAUUCUCAUUGUUACUGAAAUGUUAAAAAUAAGGAGUGAUCAAAGCUAAACAACUAUAUCAAUUUACUCAAAUAAUAAAAAACCGUUUCCUUUACAGCGACUGACCCUUUUGUCUAAAUGGUGCAGUGCAUUCCAAACACUGUACAUUAUUGUCCUCAUACCUCUCCCAAUUCAGUUGCGUCGCUGUUACAGUGCCCAUGGACGUUAGUGCUGCAAGAGUAGCAUGUUGACCAGAACAAUUUUUUUUUUAUAGACACUUACGUACAGAAUGCUAGAAUAUACUUUUAUUCAGACUUCCCAUGUGGGGCAGCGUUUCUUUUGGAAAUGGAACGUUUGAGAAAAGGGAAGGGGUGUUUCGGGGUCAAGAGACAGGCUAUAUCACAUGUGAUGGGAUGGUUAGCAGUAGGCAGGGUUUGGGUGGCGAGGGUGGGAAAAGACUAGAAAAGGCACUUUUUCACCUUCAGUAACCAGACUGACAAGAAAGUAGAGAAAAUAAGACCCAGUCCACACAGACCCAGAGAGCAUUGUAAACAAGGCUGGUUUCUCUGUACAACACCAGCCAGACUUUUGCUUCCAUCUGUGGGCCUAUGAGAACAAAAAUAUUACAUUUGUUUUACUUCUGGGAGGUCAGUCAUCUCACAAACCCUCGUCGCUGAAAUAUAAAUAACACUGGCGAAUGCUUAGAGCACCACCUUGUGGCCGCAACCCGAAGUUUAUGUAGAACACUUUAAAGAUAGCUCGUCACUCCUGAUGAGGGGCUGAGUUUCUCUGUAACCACAGUCUAAGGAGGGGGAGUGCCUCACAUUACAUCUUCAAGUGACAAAGAACGAGAUAGAGAACUAGAGACACGGAAGGUACAUCCCAACAAGCCAGAGGUCAUUAGCAGCUUCUGACUCUGUAACACAUCAGAAAACAUGGUCUGAAGGGAUUACACUUCCAAACAAGGUACCAUAUUUUACCACAAACUCACGUUCCUCUUCACCAAUUACAUUUUUGGUUACGUCUAACAAAA